Molecule: messenger RNA, 2988 nt
Organism: Lachancea sp. 'fantastica'
Lineage: Eukaryota; Fungi; Ascomycota; Saccharomycetes; Saccharomycetales; Saccharomycetaceae
Source: the annotation of a GenBank genome assembly
AUGGGAUCCUCUGACGGCAGCAAGAGCGGUAGAAACGCACAGAACCUCAACCAAAACCCGGGCCAAGGCGAACGUGAUAGCCAUCAAGCUGCCAAUCAAGGUCAAGAAAACCAGAACUCAAGCCAGAACCAAAGACAUCAAAACAGCCACUCUGGUCGUCCCAGUCACGAACCCCUCACAUGGAUGACACCUACCGCUGUGCGAUCAGGUACCGAUUCCAAGAAGGACGUAGAAGACAAAGAGCCUAAUCGUCCUCGCGGCCAUUCAACUUCGGAACAGGCCCAGGGAAAGCCCCUCGAUGAGGUGGUGGACAACUACCGACAGUGGCUAGAAACCAUCGAUCGUACCAGUGGGUCUUCGCCAGGCCAGAAUCUGGCAGCAGCGGCCGUGGCAGCUUUCCCCAUGGCAUCUUCGAUUCCAAACACGUUCCCGUCUUUUGACGAUCUGAGCCAACAGCAAGGGCAACAAGAACCUCAGUCAUCGAGUCAUCGGCAUUCGUACCAGCAAAGUCUGGAUAGUCUGCGACAGCGCGGAACUGAACCGCAAGCUCACGGCCAAAACGAUCGGCCGCAGCAUCAUGGGAACGACGACCCAAAGCAUCAGCUUCGUGAGGAUUACGAAGAAACUGACAAGAUGACGCUCGACCCGGAUCUUGACUCUGUGGCCUUUGCUCUCACCGAACCUCUAUCUCAAACAACAGAAAGUGCAGCUCUUCGGGCCAGUGGUAUCGUUCACGACAACUACGACGACAACUCGAGGGAGUCGUCUAAUCGUUUCGAACCGAUCAAGGCUGUUCUUACACCAAGGGCAAGUAGCACUAGCCAUACAGAGACUCCUGAUCAGGAACAAUCACAGAAACAACCACAGCAACCAUUUGCCACCUAUAUGCCUUUUGGUACUAAUCUCAGCAACACAACUCGAAGCAACACUGACGUCAGGUCGCAUUCGUCGAACGGGUGGAUGAACCGCUCGCGUUUCAGACCUUACUUUAACAUCUCUCUUGUAGGCGAUUCCAAAAUUGCCACCUGUAUCUAUUGUGGGAAAGACUAUAAAGAAGGUGAAUCUACUGGAAACUUAUCCAAACACAUAACCAAUAAUCAUGCGACUGAGUAUAAAUCUCGCGAGCGUGCUGCUUCGAAGGAGAACACAUUGACUUCACUCACCAGUAAAGAGCGGUCUUUGCGUCUCUCUGCAAGAUUUGCUUCAGAACUCAAUCGGGACAGUGGUACUUUGGCAUCGGUUAUUCUUAUAACGGAAACGUUAGUGCCCUUUUACGUGGUAGAGUCUAUGGGUUGGAAAAUUAUCAAUGGUCUUGUUCCUGACGUUCCUCUUAUAGAAACUCGCAAAGCCGUGGUUGAAAAAAUGGACCAUUAUAUCGAAUGUUUGAAUCAAUCGCUCAAAGCAAGCUUGGAAUCGUCCACGUUUGUCAGUGUCCAGCUUUACGUUUGUUCAAGAGAGGACGGGCUGAGAUAUCUUGCUGUUUCGGCUUCUUACGCUCCAAACAUCUUGGAUGAGGAGAGACUGGAUAGCAUUCACUCUCUGGACCUUUUGGUGAAUAACACGGGAGACCCUGUGAAUGGUCACCUACUAGAUGUAGUGGAGUUCAAUGACAAAGCUGAUGACCAUCCCUCUUUAUACAAGGGUGUGUUAAAAAUAUUGGACAGGUACAAUGUUACUUCAAAGGUCGCUGUGGUCACAGUCGAUCAACUGAGCCAUGCGCUAGGUUUGCAUGAUGACUUGAUGAAUGCCUUAUUGAAAAACUCUGAUUCGCGGGUAAUGCGUUACCUUGGCAGUGUACGUCUGUCACGUUGCAUCAAUUCGGGUCUCGAGCUACAGUUUGAAGCUGUGGCCAACGAUUUGAUGAAGGACGGAGAUUUCAAGCAUGAGUACCAAAAGAUAGAGAAACUUGCUCAAUCUUGGGAGAAGAUUCCUGCUCUACAGAGUUUUGCGGACGAUCUUGUCAGACCGCCUCACUUUUCGAGUCAAGUCAACGAGGCUCGGGGAGUUUGGCGCCAGGUAACCAAAUUUUUACGAGUGAGACAACGCCUAAGAGUUUGGUUAGAGAGCCCUGAAAGAGAUGUUGAAGGGUCCGCGGUACAGGAUAUCGAAGAAAACAUCUCUCACACAUCGACAGCUCUAGAGCUAUUCCGCUAUUUCGUUGACUGUUGCUCGAUUUUCGAUAGAUUGCGGGGCUCUUUGUUGAGCGACGGGAUUUGCUUUCUACCUGAAGGAUUGUCCAUAUAUUACAAGCUGAAUGGGUUUUUCGAUUUGUGCGAACGGGCAUCCAGGGGCGAGCAAAUUCAUCAUGAAGAGUACUCCUUUUUGAAUGGUUCAGACACACUACUGUCUGAGCACAAAGAUAGGGUUUUGCGUGCCGUUUUAAGCAGCAGGAAACUGUUUAAAGGGUUUUUCGAAGGCGUUAAGACUAAUGCCUUAUUCUACGUGUCUGUUGCCUUGGACCCCUCAGCGCGGUUGGAAGAAUUUCAAAAAUACAUGAGCGAAGACGAGAUGAAUUUCAUCAAAUGUGACGUGGAGGUCACUGUCCAGGAAUAUUUAUCGAAAUGCGAUCUCUAUGAACAUAGCAGCGCCAAGUCCGAGGGUUCGGAACCUAAUAAAGCUGCUAAACGCAAGAGGAUGGGGCAAGAGCCUUCCAAAGAGGGCGUUUUCACCAGUAGCUACGACGAAUGGACGCAAUACAAGAGUGAAAUCAAAGUUCUUUCGAAAUCUCGUCGUGGAGUAAUCCAAUGGUGGGCCGAGCGUCGUGCCAAAUAUCCACACUUAUUCAAGCUAGCCAUGGCGUUGUACUACACGCAGAUCAGUUCCAACGAGACCGAGAACAUUUUUUACGUUACGGAACACACGUUGAAGGUGUAUCAAAGAAGUGUUGGACGAGCCAACACGCAGAAGGUGAUGCUUCUGAGAAACCGAUUCAAAAACUUUGGCUUGUACAAUCAGGCUCUGCGAUUUGUGAACCCAUCUAUUGAUUAA